UUCCUUCGUCAUGGGCAGCUGACAAGGGGGAGAAAAGUGGUUAUUAUCCCCUUGAGGGUAGCAUGUGCAAUCCUGAUGCCAGAAGUUAGCAAAGCUUUCCCUUUUGAAAGGUCCCAAGCAGCAUACAAUAUUGGCCCGCUACCUCUCACUGGCCACGCACACGUGGGGCUGAACUCGGGCAUAUCAGUCCCCUGCGAGCUUGGCUCCAGACCCUUUGGCAGCUCUGCUCAUAGCUGCUAUAUAGCAGUAUUUGAAGCUCUUUUCUUCCCAGAUAAGGCCAGUGCCUCCAGCCCCACUCCAGCUCUUCAAAUCCAGUCUUAAAUCAUCCAUGUUUCCUUUGGCUUGGGAUCAAUGAAAUGAAGGAAGCAAAGCAACAAAGCCACCAAGUUGUGUUUUUGCCACUGGUAGAAACUUUUCUGUUGGAGAAUGCCAUUUGCAUGAAGCCAAACUGUUUUUUGGGAAAUGCUGUUGAUUUUCUUUAAAAAAUGGUUUUGAGAAAACCAUGGGACACUUGUUUUACCAUGCCGGUGUUUUCAGGAUGGAAAGCACUGCUUCAUUUGGUUUCAGAAUUGAAUGUGCUUUAAAAUUUCAGAAAUAGGAAAGUAGCUGGAAUGGAAACAUAUGCUUGUUUAGUUUUUUGAAUUGAUCAGAAAAAUACCUUUUGCUUGUUUAAAAAAAAAAAAAAGCCUACUUUUUUUUUUUUUCCUGUGGAAUUUCAUUUCACAGAAAGCUUCAAAAUGUUGGCUUUUCCCUGAGUAAGGAUAGAAAAUCCCCAAAGUCUUGAAACUUCAUUGGUUGUAAAAUCCACUUUCUGAGCAGCUAUUUACUCAAAUAUAAGAUGACCCAUAUAAUGUCAACUAUAAGAUGAUCCCUUCCCCAAAGUAAUUAGAUUUUAUCUAUGGGGAAUUUAUAAGUGUGUUAUACUUUUCCAGGUAGAGAAGCUAAUUAUUGGAGAUUUGCCUUGAAUUUGUCUCCCUCCCACUGCUACAGCAGAGAAAAUAAAGCAGAUUUGAAAACAAUAACUUUGAAAUUUAAAUGUAGCCAUAGUAAUCUGCAUAUAAUGCCCAUAUGCUCAGUUCAUCCAGAAUUCAUGCAUUACCUUUUUAUGAAACUGUUAUGAGUUUUUAGCACAGGUACUUCAUAUGCAUACUUUAAAGCAGCGCUUGGAUAGCCAUCUAUAUCUGUAUAUCUUGUUCACGGCCAAAUCUCUUCCAAAUUCGGUUGGGCAAAGCACAAUAAUCAAGUUCCAAAAUUUGACUGAGCAGAGCUCAGUUGUCAAGCCUGUGCAGCUCUGCCACUGGGCAAGUAUCCUCCUCCCAGGCCGAUCAGUCUGGGAGUUUUAGGUACUCCCCAAAUCCAGGCAGGCAUCCAACAUGCAAGCCUUGGGUCUGGAGGCCUUGGGGUUCAGAUGUCCCUAGUCUUGCUUGAUAGAGCAUUAGUUUAUUUUUGUGGUAAGAGGAUGCUUUUUUUCUUUUGUGGUAGGAUGCUUGCCAGUAGUAGCGCCACACAGACUUGAACAACUGAACUCUGCUCAGUUGAUAGAAUUUGGAAACAAUUUGACUAAUAUGGCCUGAAACAAAUUAAAAAAAAUAAUCUUGUGGUAGGUUGUUAUCAGCAUGUUUGCCCAAUAUGGGUCAUGUGCCUUAUAGUCAAGUGAGUGUUGGGUGCGUUUAACCAAUUUCAUAGUUGGUUUCCAUUACUGAGCACAUGCUGCUUUUUGGCAGCAGUUUGAUGAUAGCUAGUGUAUUUAAUGAGGUUUCCUUGUAAGUGAAUGCAAGAUGAGGGGCUUUCCCACCCAUGCCUUGUCUUGUAUUCAACUAAGUAUGGUAUCAAGCUUUUGCUCGGCAAUUUUUUGUAUCAAGAUGUCUUUGGGCUAGAACUGCCUGUGGGAAACUUGCAAAAAAACUGGCUUUGCAUAAGACGCUGUAGCUUUCCUCUAUGUGUGGCAUGGGUUUGCUUAGAGAAAGAACAUCCCCACGUGCUCAGCUGUGUUUCUCUAGGCUGCGAGCUGAAUGCCAGCACCAGGAAAUAUAUCGUGAAGGAAGAGGAUGACUUCUUGGAGCACCUGGUCUCGCUGAAAACAAUCUGUCUCGGGGCAGAGGCCAAGGACGAGCUUAACGUGGUGGCUGUAGCAGCAAAAAACACCUAUGGCGACAACACGCCGAUGCCCAUCGCAUCGCUGAAGCUCUCCGUUCUUCCCAUGGCUACUCUGGACGGCUUUGAAUUUACCCCUCCUGUGGAUUUUGUGUUAAAAUCUGGAACAGGGCCAGUCUAUCUCCAUGGACAACAUGUCAUUUUGAAAGAUUAUGAAGAAUAUGAGGCACCUUGUGAGGGACUGGAGAAUGAGGAAGAAGAGACAGAAGCAGAGAUGGAAGAGAAGGAGAAGAGUGUAGUGGAAGAAGAGGGGGCAGCAUCCUGCUGAAUCUGUCUAGCCCCGAGCAACAGGGUCUGUGGCCUGCAAGACUAUUACUGGGAAGUUUGGGAGCAGCACUGUGCUGCUCUGAGAUGAUUAAACUCUGCUGUGUGUCGUC
This is a messenger RNA of Alligator mississippiensis (American alligator), 2531 nucleotides long. RefSeq names its product nucleoplasmin-like. The record is from RefSeq and is a predicted model, not a curated record. Gene Ontology annotation, molecular function: RNA binding; chromatin binding; histone binding. Gene Ontology annotation, biological process: chromatin remodeling. NCBI's taxonomy places the organism in Eukaryota, Metazoa, Chordata, Crocodylia, Alligatoridae. The transcript has 5 exons. Bases 1772 to 2422 code for a protein of 216 amino acids. Gene Ontology annotation, cellular component: nucleoplasm; cytoplasm; nucleolus.